Molecule: messenger RNA, 717 nt
Organism: Henningerozyma blattae CBS 6284
Lineage: Eukaryota; Fungi; Ascomycota; Saccharomycetes; Saccharomycetales; Saccharomycetaceae
Gene: ELP6
Product: Elongator subunit ELP6
Exons: 1
Coding region: 1-717 (238 amino acids)
Biological process (GO): tRNA wobble uridine modification
Cellular component (GO): elongator holoenzyme complex
Source: RefSeq, a predicted model, not a curated record
AUGUUUGUGUCAUAUAAGGAAUCCACAGCUCCAUCUUGGCUAAUAUCUGCUCUUAUCGAAAACCAGAUUGAAGGUGUUCCUGCUUCCUUAAAUCGUGGUGGUUCUAUGAUUGAUCAUAGCAUAAGUAAAAAUACCGUCAUUAUCAGUUCCUUUGUUCACGAUCAGAAUUUUUUUGGUACAUCAUUACAAAAAUUAAAAAUUAAUCCACAACGCUAUAAAUUCAUUGAUUUUUUCACAAAUUUUGUUGUACAAUAUUUAAAUAAACCAAAAGAUCAAAUUUUAGUAAGCCUUCUAAACUCAUUUCCUGAUAAUUCUAAUACUGAAGAACCGACAACAAUUAUAAUUGAAUGUCCUGAAUUACUGCUCUUUUUAAUUCCAGGAUUAACAAGCGAUGAAUUACAGUUGAACUUUAUAAAUCCAUUGUCAAAAAAAUGUGGCUUAUUAAUAAUAGUUUCAUCAAUUGAAUCCUUUAAUAAUGAUGGCACUGCUAUGGAUAAGGAUUCAAUUCAAUUAAAUAGAUUUAUCUUGAGCUGCUUUUACAAAUCUAUUGCUGUGUUAUCUUUAAAACCGUUAGAUACUGGCCGUGCAAGAGAUGUAACAGGAACUUUGAAAAUUUCAAAAGGUGGUAAAUCUCAAGAAAUUCUACCAUUACAAGUAGUUGAGAACGAAUAUCUAUAUCAUACAGCAAAGGACAAUACAAAAUUAUUCUUUAGAUAG